UCCCUUUCCUCACCUCACUCCUGGACACAGACACGGGCCAGGACACGAGCCAGGACGCCGGGUCCUGCAGUGGCACUUACUGCUGCACUGCCCUCCCUUUCCUUUUGUUUUUUCCUCUCCUCCUGUCACUGCCACCCCAGGGGAAGAGGGGGAGUCCAUGGCUCGCACGCUUCUCUUCGCACUAACCCGCUCCUAAUGUCUUUGAGCAAUUCUCCAGCGCUCUGACUGUGCCUCCAGAGCGGUUCCCAGCCAGCAGGCAUGAUGCUGAUGGGAGCCCUGCGCAGCCUCCUGUUCCUCUGCCUGGUUGAGGAGGGCAUCAGCAGAGUCAGAAGAUACUACAUUGCUGCCGUGGAAACUGCCUGGGACUACAUGCACAGCGACCUGCUCUCCGUGCUGCAAGCGCCUGCAGGUGUGUCAGGGCACCCGGGCCCACAGCCCCCCCUGCCUGGUGUCCCUCCCCAGUACAGGAAGGCUGUGUUUGUGGAGUACCCUGAUGCCUCGUUCACGCAGCCCAAGCCCAAGCCAGCAUGGAUGGGUCUCCUGGGCCCCACCAUCCAAGCAGAAGUCUAUGAUGUGGUGGUCAUCACGUUUAAGAACCUGGCCUCGCGCCCCUACAACCUCCACGCUGUCGGGGUGUCCUACUGGAAGGCAUCGGAGGGUGCAGGGUAUGAGGAUGAGACCAGCCAGCCAGAGAAGGAGGGUGACAGGGUGGAUCCAGGGAAGACACACACGUAUGUCUGGGAGAUCCCUCAAAACCAGGGCCCGACGGAUGGCGACUCAUCAUGUCUGACCCACUCCUACUCCUCCAACACCGACAGUGUGAAGGACAUCAACUCUGGUUUGAUUGGAGCCCUGCUUGUGUGCCGACCUGGGACCCUGGCAAGCGGUGGGAACGAGGACUCGCAUCAAGAGUUUGUGAUGCUCUUUGCAGUGUUUGAUGAAGGGAAAAGCUGGUACUCCGAGCCCAGCUCCUCAGCAGCUCCUCAGCCCGUGCCUCACAACAGGACAGAGCUGCACACCAUCAAUGGCUACAUCAAUGGCUCACUGCCUGGACUCACACUGUGCCUUAAGAAGCAGGUCAAUUGGCACGUCAUCGGGUUGGGCACUGGGGCAGAAGUUCACUCCAUCUUCUUUGAAGCCCACACAUUCCUGGUGAGAAGCCACCGUCUCAGCAGCCUAGAAAUCUCCCCUGCCACCUAUCUCACAGCCCAGAUCAUGCCAGGAACUGCUGGCUGGUUUCGGAUGUUCUGCCAGAUACCAUCCCAUCAACAAGCUGGCAUGGAGGCCUUUGUGAAGGUGGAGGAGUGUCCGGAGGAGCGCCUGCUGAAGAUGGGGAAGCUGUCAGAUGAGCCAGAGGACAUGGAUUACCCUGAAGAAGAUGAAGAAGCUUAUCAUGUGAUCCAAGUGCGCUCUUCUGCCAAAGACAAGCCUAUGACCUGGACUCACUACAUCGCGGCCGAGGAAAUGGACUGGGACUAUGCCCCUGUGAAGCCAGUGUCCCUGGACAGAAACAUGACAAGCCUGUUCCUGGAGACUGGUCCUCAUCGGAUAGGUUCAAGGUAUAAGAAAGUAAUGUUUGUGGAGUAUGAGGAUGCAACCUUCAAGAAGCGCAAGGUGUCCGAUCAACUGGACAAGGGAAUUCUGGGGCCCGUCAUUAAAGGGGAGGUUGGAGAUCAGUUUAAGAUCGUGUUCAGGAACCUGGCAAGCCGACCAUACAACAUCUACCCUCACGGCCUCACCAGCGUCAAGCCAUACCACGCCAUGAAGCCUUCCCAAGAUAAGGAUGUGAAGGACAUUCCUAUCCCCCCUGGCCAGUCAUUCACCUACAGCUGGAAAGUCACCACUGAGGAUGGGCCAACGCAGGCAGAUCCUCGCUGUCUCACCCGUUUCUACUACAGCUCCAUCGACCCAGUGCGAGACACGGCCUCAGGUCUCAUUGGGCCUCUCCUGAUCUGCUUUAAGAAGUCCAUGGACCAGAGGGGAAAUCAGAUAAUGUCAGACAGGACAAGGUUGGUGCUGUUUUCAGUCUUCGAUGAGAACCUCAGCUGGUACCUGGAGGAGAACAUCAGGAGGUUCUGCACUGACGCAGCCCACGUGGAUAUCCAGGACCCCCAGUUUUAUGCCUCCAACGUGAUGCACACUAUUAAUGGCUUUGUGUUUGACAACCUCGAACUGAAACUCUGCCUGCAUGAAGUUGUGUACUGGUAUGUCCUGAGUGUUGGGGCCCAAGCAGAUUUCCUCUCUAUCUUCUUCUCUGGAAACACAUUCAAGCGCAACAUGGUCUUUGAGGAUGUGCUUACCCUUUUCCCAUUUUCUGGAGAAACAGUCUUCAUGAGCUUGGAAAAGCCAGGUGUCUGGAUGCUGGGGUGCCUGAAUCCUGACUACAGAGACCGAGGGAUGCGUGCCAAGUUCACAGUCUCGCAGUGCCAGCAGGAGCAAUACCCUGAUGGGGAAGAUUAUGUGGAUUUUGAGGAGGAGGAUGCCUAUGCCUAUGACUUCCAACCCAGGGGCUUCUCUAAAAGAAAGAGAUGGCACAGGCCAUGUGUGAAUAGGGAACUGAAUAUCAGCUCUUCCGGAAAUGAGACUGAGAAGCCAAGGUUGUGCUUGACAGAACCCAGCCACGGGGCCCUCCUGAGCAACGGUAGGAUUUCUGAUCCCACUCCCAAUGGCACAUCAACACUUUUAGGAACAGUCCCACACCCAUCUGAUGUUUCUAUGUCUUCUCUGUCAGAGACAAACUACGAGCCGGUGUCCUACGAAUCCUUUCUGGAAGAUGACGAAGAGUCGUCAAAAACGAUCAGCCAGGAGGAAGGGUUUGGAGCUCCUUCACUUGGAGAGCACUCCGUGAGUGCCAGUGGAAGGGUCUAUGGUACUGUGAGCUCAGAAGGUCAGCAGUGGCUGCACCAAACUGUGCCAGCUCCAAAAGAUGCUCUGGCAGGAAAGAAGGUGACAAACAUCUCUGAGGUGCAUGAGCCGGUGGAAAGGAUGCAGCCUGGUGGUACCUUAGAGAUCCUGGAAGCAGAGCCUCAGAAGACAACUACUCAUGCAACAAGCUUGCGGAACUCAAUUGCUUCUGGUGUUGACAAAGCUCUUCUUCAAGAGAACAGGAGCUCAUUUCAUGAGAAUGACCUGGAGCACAAUCUGGGACUCCAAGACACAUCUUCACAGAGUACUGAGGACAGGUUACUAACAGGGACUAAUAAAAUAUCCUCGAAUCUAGAUGAGCCAAAGGAGACAAUCAAUGCAGAGCCAGCUUUAAGUACUGAUGAUAACUCUUCUUCCACACUGGACAAUCCUUCUGCAUCUUCAGACGAGACAGAGAACAACGGGACUUCUCAUGCUGCGGUUCGCAGUCACACCAGGGAUAGCAAUUAUUCAUCAAAUGAGCUAGAUGCCAGGCUGGAAGAAAGACCUCACAAAGAGGUUUCACAAGGCUUUCAUGGGUCUUUCAAAGGGGGUAAUUAUUCUUUCAUGGAGCCGGGACCCAGCAAACCUGUGCAAGAACCAAUCUUCACAGAGGAGAGUAACUUCUUGCCUGCAAAAAGUGGCCCAGAACAAGAAGCCAGGGAACUUGCCAAAGGCACAAACCAUCUAGAAACCACCUUUGCACAAACCAAUGAUCUCGAGCCUUCCAGCUAUAUAAUGACAGAAGAGAGGGAUGAAUUAGUCUUGGAGGCAGUGUUUCAGGAUGCCACAGCCACUAAGGAGUUGCCAGAGAUGGACAGUCCUGCCCUGUCUGAGCUGGGCACCGUGGGCAAUGACACAAGGCAGUUCCCAAAUGGUUUCUUAAGCAGCCCUGAGCAGUUUCUGCAACACAGAGCUCCAGCCCCAAGCAUGAGUGGCCCUGCCUGGCUGCCUCGGCAGGUCAGGUCACUGGAGAGCAGAACAGAGCAGGACGUGGCCAGCCAGCCCCCUGAGACAGCAGUGAAUAGCGAAGCGUGUGGACCUCAUUCCCCUUUUAGCAGCACUUGCUUCAGAAAGAGGUCCUUGACACCAAGCAACGCUUUGCCUGAGGUGAUGGUGGCCCAGCAAAGCCUGGAUACCAAACCAAACGUGGUUGAGGGGAGAUCACAGCCAGGCAAGGAUGCUCCACCGGCUCUGCAAGGAGAUGGCACUGAUGAGGUGCAUCCCGAGGGGAGGCUGAGCACAGAUGGCCGUGUUCAGAGCAGCAGUGAGGGGGCUCAGCGCAGCGGGCGCUCCUUCCCUACAUGGGGAGCAGGGGGGAGCAGGGCAGCAAUGGCAGCGAGCAGCUCCGAAGCUGCAGACCUGGCCUCAAACUGGGAUCUGGUCACCCUGGGGGCAGAAGGACGCGCUGGGAGCUUGGGGAGCCCAGCUUUGGCUGAGCUCCAUCCAGGCAGAGGUGCUGUCUGGGGGGGGCCUGGAAAUGAGCAAGCUCAGGGGAGAAGCCAGAUGGAGGAGCAGACCAAUUCUGUGGAGCAGCCAGGUCAGUUCAGUUCUCAGCACCAGCAGCCCCAGGCCAAUGCCACAGAGGACUAUGUGCCUGAAAGCACGUAUGGGGAAAGCCCGGAAGAAAUCCCUAUGAAACCAGCCUCCAAAGAGAACUAUUCCCUGUCUUCAAGCAGCCCUGCUCACAACCAUAGCAAUACCACAGAUCCAACCAAAUAUGUGCAAGCCAGUCCGGAUCGAUGGCAGGAGCUUGGUGGGGAAGAUGUCCUCAGAGAAACCAGGAAGAGAGAGGGACAGGGCCUAGGAGAGCCCAGGGAGGAUGGAAAAAGCAACAGCACAAAUGGGAAGAGCAACCAUGGCCCAGGACAUAGGGAGAGACUGGCUCUGAACAACGGGACCCAUUCCAGCCCCUCAAGGGCAAAGGCUGACAAGCCAGAAUAUGAUGAGUACGGUGACACAGGGCAGACCAUGGAGGAUUUUGACAUCUAUGAGGAAGAGGAGCAUGACCCACGCUCCUUCCAGGGGGAGGUACGGCAAUACUUCAUUGCGGCAGUGGAGGUGAUGUGGGAAUACAGGAACCAGAGACCCCAGCACUUCCUGAAAGCCAUGGACCCCCGGGGUGGCAGGAGGAAGCCUUUCCAGCAGUACCGCAAGGUGGUUUUCCGAGAGUACAUGGAUGAUUCCUUCACGCAGCCGGUGCUGCGGGGAGAGCUGGACGAGCACUUGGGCAUCCUUGGACCAUACGUCAGGGCAGAAGUCGAAGAUGUCAUCAUGGUCACAUUCAAGAACCUGGCCUCACGGCCCUUCUCCUUCCACUCCACCCUGCAAGCCUAUGAAGAGAUGCAGGAUGCAACACAGGGAGAGGUGGUGCAGCCUGGCAAGGUUCGGAAGUACACCUGGAAAGUCCUGCCCCAGAUGGCACCCACCACGCAGGAAUUCGACUGCAAGGCUUGGGCUUACUUCUCCAACGUGGACCUGGAGAAGGACCUGCACUCGGGGCUCAUUGGGCCACUGAUCAUCUGCCGCCGUGGGGUGCUGAGCUUCGUUUUCAGGCGGCAGCUGGCUGUGCAGGAGUUCUCCCUGCUCUUCACCAUCUUUGACGAGACCAAAAGCUGGUACUUCCUGGAGAACAUGGAGAGGAACUGCCGCCCUCCCUGCUACGUCCAGCAGGACGACCCCAGCUUUAAGAGGAACCAUUCUUUCCAUGCCAUCAAUGGCUAUGUAAGCGACACACUGCCCGGGCUGGUGAUGGCUCAGCAGCAACGGGUCCGAUGGCACCUCCUGAACAUGGGCAGCACUGAGGAUAUCCACUCCAUUCACUUCCAUGGGCAGCUGUUCAGCGUCAGGACUAGCCAGGAGUAUCGCAUGGGAGUCUACAACCUUUAUCCGGGUGUCUUCGGGACAGUGGAGAUGUGGCCUUCACAUGCUGGGAUCUGGCGAGUAGAGUGCAAACUGGGAGAGCACCAGCAAGCCGGGAUGAGUGCUCUCUUCCUUGUGUACAACCUGAACUGCCAAAACGCCCUCGGGCUGGCCUCGGGCCACAUUGCCGACUCCCAGAUCACAGCAUCGGGGCAGUACGGGCAGUGGGCUCCUUACCUGGCCAGGCUGGAUAACACCGGCUCCAUCAAUGCUUGGAGCACAGACCGCAACAACGCCUGGAUCCAGGUGGACCUUUUGCGUCUCAUGAUUAUUCAUGGCAUAAAAACCCAAGGAGCCCGACAGAAGUUCUCAAGCCUUUACAUCUCCCAGUUUGUUGUGUUCUACAGCUUUGAUAGGCAAAGGUGGAAGAAAUACAAGGGGAAUACCACCAGCAGCCAGAUGCUGUUCUUUGCAAAUGUGGAUGCAACUGGAGUGAAAGAAAAUCGCUUCAACCCUCCCAUCAUAGCCCGGUACAUCCGCAUUAACCCCACUCACUACAGCAUCCGGACCACAAUGCGCAUGGAGCUCAUUGGCUGUGAUUUGAACAGCUGCUCCAUGCCCCUAGGGAUGGAGGACAGAGGGAUCCCUGACCAGCGCAUCUCCGCAUCCUCCUACAGCAGCAACAUCUUCUCCAGCUGGUCACCCUCCCGGGCCCGCCUGAACAUGCAGGGGAGGACCAACGCAUGGAGGCCAAAGAGCGACAGCCCCAGUGAGUGGUUGCAAGUGGACUUUGAAGUAACCAAGAAGGUGACUGCAAUCGUGACCCAAGGUGCCAAAGCUCUCUUCACCCACAUGUUCGUGACAGAGUUUGCUGUCUCCACCAGCCAGAAUGGUGUGCACUGGACCCCAGUCCUGCAGGGUGUCAAGGAGAAGAUUUUCAAGGCAAACCAAGACCACACCAGCACAGUGACGAGCACCCUGGAGCCCCCGCUCUUUGCUCGCUAUGUGAGAAUACACCCGCGCCAGUGGCACAACCACAUUGCCCUGCGGAUAGAGUUCCUCGGCUGCGACACUCAGCAGGAGUACUGAUGGCUGCAGGACCAGGCAUGGGCAGCGCCAGCCUCAGGACCCACAUCCAACCAGACACUGGACUCUCACCAGGGCUUGAGCCAGCCCCCCGGGGCUCUGACCAUCCCUGCUGCUGGGGAAUAGAAGGCCUGCAGAGCUGUCACAGACGCUGGCUUGUUAUCAGCAUCUUCCUGGCCCUUAUCUACCAGAUGCCACAUAGUCAGACGCAAUGCUGAAGAAUUAAACAGUAAUUUUCCAGUGUAAAGCUGAAGAAUUAAACAGUAAUUUUCCAGUA
Messenger RNA from Pezoporus flaviventris, 7129 nucleotides. It is a transcript of the gene F8, whose product is annotated as coagulation factor VIII. Gene Ontology annotation, molecular function: oxidoreductase activity; copper ion binding. The record is from RefSeq and is a predicted model, not a curated record. NCBI's taxonomy places the organism in Eukaryota, Metazoa, Chordata, Aves, Psittaciformes, Psittacidae. The transcript is spliced from 27 exons. Bases 259 to 6855 code for a protein of 2198 amino acids.